Molecule: messenger RNA, 4525 nt
Organism: Spirometra erinaceieuropaei
Lineage: Eukaryota; Metazoa; Platyhelminthes; Cestoda; Diphyllobothriidea; Diphyllobothriidae
Source: the annotation of a GenBank genome assembly
AUGUUGCAGCAACAGCUGAAGCCGAUGGAGGCUCUGAUCGUUAAUCUACCCAAGUCGUCCAUGGGUCAAUCAAGCGCGGCUGGUGGUUCACAAUCCGUCUAUCACAUUGCCGGCAGCAUCAUUGAGUUCCUGUAUGACCCCCAGACCCAUAUCUUCUUUGAUUCCUGGUACAAAUGAUACGAGAACCGACAGGACAACGGGCCCGUGGCCCAGUGGUUAGAGGCGUUGGACAGCUAACUAACAGGUCGCGAGUUCGAGCUUCAGGUGUUCCACACCUCGGAGUUGGGUAUGACUGGCUGACGACGGCCAUAAGCCAGAACCGGCCAUUCCAAUCUCCCUUGCCUUUGUCAGUAAUAACAUUCUGCCUAUAUCAUGUGCCGUUGUGCGGCUGCUGGUUGGGCUCGAGAGAGAGAGAGCCUGUAAGGCCCAACGGAACGAGUGAAUUCCCUAAGAACGAUCGGUGAGCGCCCCUCUACCAUUGAUACGAGGACUUUUUCUGUCGAUCUGGCUGCCCAGGACAAUGCAUGUAAGGUACGGCUCCUACUCCGUAAACUGGGCCCUGAACACGGGCGUUAUGCAAACUUCAUUCUCCCGAAGAACCCCCCGAUGAUUCACUUUCACGGAUACAGCGCAGACGCCGUCGCAGAUUUUCGGUGAGCGGUCGUCACGUACGCGACAUUGUCAAUCCUGAGUGUGGGCGUUUUCAACUCGGUUAUCUCACUGAAGAUCAGUUCAAAGGCCUAAUAUUUAUCUGCGGCCUCCAGCCCUCCAAGGAUGCUGACAUCCGGACGCGUGCUAUCCAAAGUGUAGCAGAAAAACUCAAUCACACUCCAAGAGCUGGCGGCGGAGUGUCAACUGCCGACUAACCUCAAGCACGACUCAGCCAUGUUCCAGAGCCCUGCCGCAUCCUGCUCAGCCCAUACGGUCGCAGAGGCCAAAUGGCUUCCUGUUACGCGGUCCACACAAAUGUCCAAGGCGAGAUCACCGCAAUGUCCUUGUCAGCACCGUAGCACAUGGCAUUUUUAUGGGGACUGCACCUUUCGCCAGCAUCGCUUCCAAAACUGUAACCAGAUUGAACACCGUUAUGGGUUGUCCAAAUCAACAACAGUUUCGGAAAGCAAGCCCGCCUCCUCCACUUCCAUUUCCAAGCGCAAGUCCAAAUCCCAGUCUCUUGGCCACUUUCGAGCUCAAAAAGACCGGUCGUAGGUAGUCUGUUGACGUUCUGCCCAAUGGCCACGCAGUCCGCCUACAUUUGAACACUGCCUCAGACGCCAUUAUCGCCUCCGAGAGACUCUGGUAGUCCUUUGGCGGUCUCACGAUGCUGCAGACUUUUCAGUCCGCCACAAGCGCGUGCGGUGGUCUCGUCCAGUUAAUGGGGCAACUGCAGUGCUAUUUGUCAUUCCGCGACGCUACCAUCACUGCGAUCUGCUACGUCACCAAAUAUGACCCCAACGUACUUGAUCUUGACUGGAUUGGACAGUUUGGUUUGGCCGAUAUGCCGCUCCGCUUUGUUUGCAGUCAGGUGCAGAUUCCCGCGGUGCUUGCAGACCCAGCCAAGGACGUUCUCCAACGGUUUGCUCUAGUGUUCCAAGAAGGUCUGGAUCGUUGUAUGUACACUCAAGCCGUGCUGCAUCUAUCUCCGGAAAGUCAACCAGUCUUCUGCCCAAAGAGACCAGUCCAUAUGCGGCCUUGCCACUUGUCGAGGCCGAACUGAGGUGUCCGGAGGAACUGAGAGUUCUAGCUCUUGUAAUCUACCCAGCCUGGGCCGCCCCAAUAGUCAUGGUUAAGAAGCCCCACGGUGCAAUCCGUGUAUGUGUUGACUUCACCUGUCUUAAUGCCACGCUGACCCCGAACUGCUAUCCACUGCCGGUCCCGGCUGAUAUUUCCACCCUGCUGAAUGAUGGUGCUUGCUUUGCCAAAUUGGAUAUCGCUGACGCCUACUUACAGACUGAGGUUGUUCCAGAGUUGUCCGACUUGUGGACCAUGAACACCCACCGCGGCCAGUUUCAGCACACCAUACUGCCUUCUGGUGUCAAGACCGCCCAACAAACGAUGAACGCAAUGCUCUUCGGCAUUCCUGGCACAGCUGGGGACCUGGACGGCCUCAGUAUCGUGGGUCGCUCCCCUGCCGAGCUGCAAGACCGAAUGUGCGUAGUACUCGAACGUGUGCAAGGAUGUGGCUUCGGCAUGCGAGCCGACAAAUGCCAAUUCUUCCUCGACUACAUCAGGUACCUUGGAUUCGUUUUUGACAUUACUGGUCAUCAUCCAGAUCCCGAAAACAUUUUUGCCAUCAUAACACUGCCUCAUCAUUAUAGUCAGUCCCCUGCUAUAAUGGGGCUGUAGGCACUUGGGAAUGAAAACACGCGGCAGGCAUUUAUUCUGAGUUGAUAACUUAUACAGUAGACCCCGUUAAUUUUUGUUUUCCAGGCACUGGAGCGUUUGUGUGUUCCAUGCUAGGUUCUGGUUACUUUAAGUCGGAUAACCAUGUUCUUUUCGUUAUCUUGCCAUAUGCGGUUGCAGACUAACUGGAGCGGCAACGAAUAAUAAUUUCUGUUCUGACUGUUCUUACAUUGCUACCUCGAUAUUGGGAAGUAGUAAUUGAAGUAAAUCACGCACUCAGCCUUUCUCUUGAUGCCUGCAAAAGUAGCGCCAGCAUAUGUAAACCAAAGCAUCGGAUGAUAUUACUGAAAGGCACGACCUUCCACAUCUUAAAACAUUAAUGACCACAACGUGUAGUCACAGCAUGCGCGUUCAGAACGAGUUGGACCCGCAUGGCAAUCCCGUGUUAUCAACUGCACUGAUCCUCACUGCAAUUACAAAAGUUGAACUGAGCGAAAAAUAUGGUCCUCGUUAGAUGGUAAUGCGAUGGCAAUGGUAGGGGGUGCUCACCGAUCGUUCUUACGGAACUCACUCGUUCCGUUGUGCCUUACGAGCUCUCUCUCGAGCCCAACCAGCAGCCGCACAACGGUGCAUGAUAUAGGCACAACGGAACGAGUGAGUUCCGUAAGACUGAUUGAUGCGCAUCCCCUACCAUUGUAUAUUCCCGAUCGAAAACCGACAGGACAAAGGGGUUGUGGCCCAGUGGUUAGAGGCGUGGAAUUCUAACUAACGAGUCUCGGAUGUUCCACACUUUGUGGUUGGGUGUGACUGGCUGACGACGGCUAAUAAGCCAGAAAUGGCCAUUCCAGUCCCCCUUGUAUUUGUCGGUAAUAACAUACUGCCAAUACAACGGCAGUUCAACGGAGGGAUUCUGUAUCAGCAGCGACAAGUCAUUGUCAGGAGCGAAAUCGCAGGCUCAACUUUUCCGUCCAGUCAGUAGUCGGACGAGCCGUGCGCGAGUCGACCGUGGCGUGGAACCUAGUCGAGUAUCGUUAAACGGGUGCGCAUAACUCGUGUCAGCGUGCCAAGCGUUACGUAGUCAUGCCAAGGGCCGCAGUCCGGUUACUUGGGAUCGAUACAGAACUCCACAAUGACACCACACCAGACUGACUGGUUAGGUAACAGUUCAAACUGCCUUUAUUGUCGCUCCCUUAAUAGUCCCGAGGAUAGACACAAGAAUAGGUCCGAAAGCCCAGGUGGAUAAAACAUUGUUUUUUAGAUGCUAAAUUGCUAACUUCAAGAAAUCCAGCCCCGUCGUUUACAACGCAGUUCCCUAGUUUCAACCAACAACCUUAAGCAUGAAAUAUUGAUCUACUUCGAGAAGGUUGCAUUUGGUUCGCAGAAGUCUUCUCUGCCAGAAUUCAGGAUAAUGCCUUUCUCAUAAAAUGACUGCUGCAAGUUAGUGGCUACCGUCUUCACCUAUUCUGCACUUCAUAAGAGUAUAGCUUUGAUAUCUACCUGCCCAUUCUUUGAUGGGGCAGCCAUGUAAACCACUUUUGCAUUUUAUGGCAGUGUUAAAAAUGUUUCUUGCUGCUCCUGUCAGGCCUACUUGUUGCAAAAUGAAGUAAAUUCACCCCUAAUGAGGUUAUGACCCUCCCAGAAAAACGCUCAACAAGGUAUGAAUAUGGGGUUUGUUAUUUUUACAUUGUAAUAUAGCCAAAUAUCAGGCAUUCUGGGAACUAUUUUCUGCAAAAGCCUCUGUUUGAAUCUUUUAUGUGAAGGAACCUUGCCUAUAAUGAACGCACGCAGUUGGAUUGCGUUUAAAGUUGACGAGAAAUGACCGAGAUUUUAACACUUCUAAGUUUUUAUAGAUAGCUUAAUGCAUUACUUGCGACAAGUCAAAGAGCCAAUGGAAAUUCUGUUUGGAGAAACAGUAUGAGUUAACUUGGAUAAAACGACGAACAAGAACUGACUGCAAAACGAGAGCUAGGGUGCGUGUGAGUCGCAGCAUUUAAGAAAUUAAAGGCAACGCCUCAGUGCUCUUUUGGCACACAGAUCUGCUGACGUCAUAUCUUAAAAUGAUGCCAAUCACUAAUGCUAUCGCAGGUUCCACAACGAGCCUCGCAUGCGUCGAUGUCACGUCACUGUGGCGCCGUGCCCACCUGCCAGUCACCAGCGCAUUCUGCAAACAGACACGCGCGGCUAA